UCGACUCAGAAAUACGGCGCACGGGCGGCGCGGUGCCUUGUGGGUGUGCGCGAGGCAGCAAAAUGGCGGACCUGGCGAACGAAGAGAAACCCGCUAUAGCGCCACCAGUGUUUGUGUUCCAGAAGGACAAAGCGCAGAAGAGAUCGGCUGACGGUUCGAGCGCGGAGGACGGUGAAGACUCCGAUAAAGAGGAGUGCGGCUACUGCCCCCCGGUGAAGAGGGAGCGCACGUCCUCCCUGACGCAGUUCCCCCCGUCGCAUUCGGUGCCCAAGAACAAUGUGUUCAUGCCCUCCAGCUUCUGCCAGUCUCCAAGCGGGAACUCGGACUCGGAACCUGAGGAGAAGAGCGUCGGUUUUCGUCUGAAGCCCCCAACGCUGAUCCAUGGGCAGGCCCCCAGCGCAGGUGUCCCGAGCCAGAGGCCCAAAGAGAUGCAGCGCAGUGUACUGCGGCCCGCCCUGCUCCAGGCCCCUCCCCCCAAGGCCUUCGUACCGUGCAUUACAGAGCCGGGCAGCGGGACCAACGGUCUGAGCGUGUCCUCCGAAGGGACGUCCGAGGUCCCGCCCGCAUCUGAGAAUGAUGCCGGCAAGGUGGACGGUGUUUCUGUGGAAGCAGUCAAGCCGAUGGGGAGCGAGAAGCCGGAGGGGGCGGGCGGCGAGAAGGGCCCUUCUGUGGAGUCCACGUUUGUGUUUGGACAGAACAUCCGAGACAGGGUGAAGAUGGAUGCGAGCAGUCGGCCGUCAGACGCCGCGGAACCUAAAGACGCUCCUUUGGCCUCGGAAGCUCCGUCCGUCGGCACUAACUACUUUCUGCAGUACAUCGGCACACCCAGCUCCCAGAAUGCUGCAGCCGACGCGGACGGCGGGGCGAAGUUUGUCUUCGGCCAGAACAUGUCGGAGCGCGUGCUGAGCCCCCCAAAAGGUGGCAAUUUGUCAGUGGACAACGGGAAGGAUGCGGUGGCUGCCCCUGCGCCCGAAGCGCCCCAGCAGGAGGCAUCUCCUGAGAAGGCAGGUGGCGCCGUCGUUGAGAGUCUGGAGGAAUCGGCAGCAGCCUACACCAAAGCCACUGCCAAAAGGUGCCUGCUGGAGAAGGUGGAGGUCAUCACUGGGGAGGAGUCAGAGAGUAAUGUGUUACAGAUCCAGUGCAAACUGUUUGUGUUCGACAAAAUCUCCCAGUCGUGGGUGGAACGUGGCCGCGGCCUCCUGCGCCUCAACGACAUGGCGUCCACUGACGAUGGAACACUUCAGUCCAGAUUAGUGAUGCGAACCCAGGGCAGCCUGCGGCUCAUCCUCAACACCAAGCUGUGGCCGCAGAUGCAGGUGGACAAGGCCAGCGAGAAGAGCAUCCGCAUCACUGCCAUGGACACCGAGGACCAGGGCGUUAAGGUUUUCCUCAUAUCGGCGAGCUCCAAGGACACAGGGCAGCUGUUUGCCGCUCUGCACCACCGCAUCCUGGCGCUGCGCAGCCGGGCCGAGCAGGAGAGCGAGGCGCGGCCGGCUGACCCCGAGCCCCAGUUACCGCAGUCCAACGAGGAGGACAGCGAAGAGGAGGAGGAGGAGGAGGACGUGGUCAUUGCCCCCACGCUGGGAGCCACAGGUGCCUCGGAGGGCAACGAAGCCCCGGCGUCUGGCAGCACAUAGCCGGGCCUCGGCGCCCUGCGGAUGGCGCUGUUGAGGAGGCUCCGCACACUGCAGCUGGAAGGAGAUCUCCAGGAAGCCCUUCUUCACGCCUUCUGCACCGCCAUCAAUUGGGAUUUUUUUUUUUUUUUUCUCCACGAAACUCUGAAGACCUUCCCCCCCCUUCCCUCCCCCUCCCUCCCUGCUGGUUGUGGUUCGAGCUGCGGACGCUCGGGUACUCAUCAUAUUGAUGAGUGUGGGGACUUGGCAGGGUGCUCCUCCUUCCUCUCCCUUCGCUCUCAGCACGUUGUGGGACUGACUUUGGCACCUCGGCCCUCGCAGGGACCUCGACCGUCUGCGUCUCUGUCUGUGUCUCGGUCUCCAUCUGCGUCUCGCUCCAGCUCCCUUCCUCUCUGCUGGUGAGUCUCUUGUGGCUGAAGGAGCGGCAUAGUGCACGUCCUGCCCUGGGGGGUCUGAGUGAGUGUGGUGGGGGUCAGGCUGGGUGGGCGGCUCAGCUUUCUCACUGUUGUGUGUGGGUGUUUUUUUUUUUAAAUUGUUAUUAAUGAAUUGAGCUCCAGAGAACCGACAGACACUUGAUAAACAGCGGAUUUUAUUUCCAGUACCUUUUGGGGGUUUGUAUUGUUUAAACUUAUUUUUUUAUUAAUGCUGUUAUAUUAACUUGUUUCCUUUGUUUCAUUAAUGAGCACACAGACAAAAAAAACAAUUAAUUCCUUCUUUGCUGAAGAUCCUUCACGUUGAGAACUUUGGUUUCUGAACGGGCCUUGACGUCCACGUGUGUCUGUUACCUCGUUCCACGUCUUUUUACUCCCUGUGGAGAAGAACGUCUUUAACGCGCAUACCAGUAACUCCCAGAUGUGUGGACACUGCCGGGCGGGUGGAUCCCCGCGCGGAGCUGAGCUCCUCCCUCUCCCCCCUUACCCCCUGCUGGAGAUCCUCUUCUCCUAGAACUCUGCCUGCUGUCUGCAUCAAAGACUCUAUCUGAAGUGUGCAGGUUGUAUGAAGGAAGUCGCGUGGGAACAUAGGAGACUCCGGGACCCUCCCAGACUCGAGCCGUUUCCACGGCAACAGGACAAAAUGUCGCAAGAGGGCAACCACCAUCACUCUUGUAGGAGCAUUUUAUACCAGGUAGACAAAUGUUUGAGAUGCAAUCUCAGCAUAUACCGGCGCACAUUCUAUUCAUUUUUGGUUUUUAGACCGUAGUUUCUUUUUGUUUCUUUAUUUCCAUUUCUGCGUCCAUCACAGACCUGUGACUGUCAGAUUAGCAAUGAGCUUCAUCUGAGCGCAGCUCAUAGUGCACUUCUGUAGAUGUCUUCAGUUCACCAGGUGGCGCUAUGCAAAUGGGAUGAUGGCUGCAGCGGAGAAGUGCUGUAUAGAUUUUUAAAAAGUUGAAUGUAUAAGAACGUGGAUUUGAAAGGAGAAGCGCAGGACUAUGUUGCUUUACUCUGUAACUUGUAGCCGCCCUUUUCUAACCCUUCGACGGCGGGCGGGCGGGUGGGAUGGGGUGGGGAGCUCUGCGUCGAC
Scleropages formosus (Asian bonytongue) is the source of this 3155-nucleotide messenger RNA. RefSeq names its product ran-binding protein 3-like. Lineage: Eukaryota; Metazoa; Chordata; Actinopteri; Osteoglossiformes; Osteoglossidae. The record is from RefSeq and is a predicted model, not a curated record. Bases 63 to 1637 code for a protein of 524 amino acids. The transcript is spliced from 17 exons. Gene Ontology annotation, biological process: protein export from nucleus.